CGCCCCUCAGGGGGCGGCGGCAACAUGGCCGCGCUGGCGCCGGCGCUGGCGGCGGCGGCGGGCCGGCUGCAGAAUGAGAGCUGUUCCAGUACUGCAGGUGCUGGCCGACAGGUUCAGAGCUGGAAGACCAAAACUGAACGAGCUAAGAAAGUUGAAUUCAUAAGAACUGCAGAAAAACUAAAAGCUCAGCUUGCAAAUAUAGAAAAAGAAAAAACUGGACACCUUUAUAAUAGGAAGAAUGAUUUCAGGGUAGAAUACAGAUUGCUAGAGGAACUGGAACACAGCAUGACUGUCAGCAGGAAAAUGGAGAAAGCUAAAAUCCUGCAGCAGCUAUCAAAAAUACAAAACAAUGUGAAGAAACUUCAGCAGGAAUUGAAAGAUGUGAAGCCUACACCAGAGUUUGUUGGCAAGAUCAAGGAAAUUAUGGAAGAAAUUGAAAAUGCAAUCAAUGCUUUUAAAGAGGAACAGAGGCAAAUAUAUCAACAGCUUUUGAAAGAGGAAAAAGCUGUCAUUAAUGAGCUCAGUCUCUUUGAGAGAAAAGUGGAACUGUGGGCAUUAGGGAACUCAGCAGCAGAAAAAGUUUGGAAAUUACCAUCAGCCAGGAUCACAGUUGCUAAAACACUGGAAAAUCAUCUACCCAAAGAAGUAAUAGAGUUUGAGAGAUUUCUUCAGCGAACAGGGGGGCGGCAAGGAGGCUGGGAUGAUUAUGAUCAUCAAAAUUUUCUGAAAAUACGGACAAAAUAUAGAGGAAGGCUAUCUUACAUGGAUGAAGCCCUUAAGCGUCUCAGUGGAAAAACAAAAGAAGAUAUACAACAGCAUGACAAAUGGUAUCAGGAAUAUGUAAUUUUACAUGAAAGAAAGAAAGAGUCAAUUAAAAAGUGGAAAGAAAAGCAGCAGCAAGAAAAAGAAAGAAACUUCAAGGAGAAAGAGAAAUCAGAAAAAAUGCUCAAGGAAAGAUGGCUACAGCAUGAAGAAGCUCAAAAGCAAAAAGCAGAAGAAGAAAGAAAAAGAAAACAAGCCACAGUUGAAGCCUGGAAGAAGCAGAAAGUAGUAGCAUUUGCAAUAGAUCAAGCAUCACAACUCAAACUAGAAGAGAAAACAAAAAAGCAACAAAUGGAGUGCCAAAGCCAUGUGAAGUUACUGUUGGAAAGGAAUACCUUGCAAAAAAAAGUAAAGGAGGAACUUGAAAAGUUUGAAAAUGAGAAGAAAGAGGAAGCUGAAAAGGAGGGAAGGAAGAAAAUUGCUGCAGGAGAAAUUUCUAAGUUUCAAGAACAUGAUCUACAUAAACUGGAGCUAAGCAUUUUACAGAAACAUGCUAAAGAGAUAGAGAAACAAGAAAGAAAAAAGAGAUUGGCAAAGUUAAGAGAGAAGGUCGAGGUUCGUGUCACCAAAGACCGAUCCACGUUGAACCGACCUUCCAAGGGCUGGGAGGAACGGAGGCAAGAGAUGGCACCAGCAGCUGCAGGACCGCUGCUGCGCGUUUCUCAGAGGUUGACAAUUGCAUUUUUCGCACUCUCUGGUCUGGAUAUGUUGGAUUCCUUAGAUGUGGUGAACAAAGAUGAUAUAAUAGAAUGGAUUUAUUCCCUGCAGGUCCUUCCCACAGAAGACAGAUCAAAUAUGAAUCGCUGUGGAUUCAGAGGUUCUUCAUAUUUAGGGAUGCCAUUCAAUCCCUCCAAGGGUCCAGGUAUAUCUCAUCCCUAUGAUAGUGGGCACAUAGCAAUGACUUACACAGGACUAUCAUGUCUGGUUAUUCUUGGAGAUGAUUUAAGUCGAGUAAAUAAAGAUGCUAUACUGGCAGGACUCAGAGCUCUCCAGCUGGAGGAUGGAAGUUUCUGUGCAGUGCUGGAAGGAAGUGAGAAUGAUAUGAGGUUUGUGUACUGUGCUUCCUGUAUCUGCUACAUGCUCGAUAACUGGUCAGGCAUGGAUAUGAAGAAAGCAAUAGACUACAUUAGAAGAAGUAUGUCUUAUGAUAAUGGCCUGGCACAGGGAGCUGGACUGGAAUCCCAUGGUGGUUCUACUUUUUGUGGUAUUGCAUCACUGUGUUUGAUGGGCAAACUGGAGGAAGUUUUUUCAGAAAAAGAACUGAACAGAAUAAGAAGAUGGUGUAUAAUGAGGCAACAGAAUGGCUACCAUGGACGACCCAACAAGCCUGUAGACACUUGCUAUUCUUUCUGGGUGGGAGCAACAUUGAAGCUCUUGAACAUAUUUCAAUAUACAAAUUUUGAGAAAAACCGAAAUUACAUCCUGUCAACUCAAGAUCGCCUUGUUGGUGGAUUUGCCAAGUGGCCAGACAGCCAUCCAGAUGCUUUACAUGCCUACUUUGGGAUCUGUGGUUUGUCAUUAAUUGGAGAAUCUGGUAUUUGCAAAGUUCAUCCUGCCCUAAAUGUAAGCACAAGAGCAUCAGAGCGUCUUCACCACCUUCAUCAGAUCUGGAAAACACGGACUUUAAACAGCGUUCAGAUGACACACACCUCUCUACGUGACUGAUUUAGACUUGAAUUUAGUUCUGGUAGCAUAACUGUAGCCCAGGGUUAAAAGCCAUGUAUAACCAAUGUGCUCUUUUAAGUGCAGGAAUCAUACAAUCAGAUGUGUGUUGCUGGCAUCACUUUGAUAGGGAGUUGCCUUCAGCAGGUUAUUCUGCAUUGUGAAAUGGGGAAUAUUUUGAUUAUAUAGAAGUUUGUCACCACAGACUGUAAAUGGCUUUUCAGAUGGCUUUACUUCUGAGAAAUCCCUUGAGGCAUUUAAACUUCAUUUUGAUUUUAUUUUUUUAAAUUUGUGCAUACUGUGUCAAAAUAUAUAAUGGGGAAGUAUUUUCAAAAUUGUUUACAUAUCAUACAGUAUAGCACAGAAUGUUGAAGUUCUUUAUAAUCUUACUGUUUGACAUAUUUUUGAGUAGAGAAUCUCCCAUAUUAAGUCUCAGUUAAAAAUUACCUAUUAUCAUCAACUUUCAGAUUCCAUAAACUUUGUUUUUCACAAACAAAUUAAUUAAAUACAAAUAAAAUUAUUUUAUUCAAUAUACUGGA
Lonchura striata (white-rumped munia) is the source of this 3023-nucleotide messenger RNA. Lineage: Eukaryota; Metazoa; Chordata; Aves; Passeriformes; Estrildidae. The record is from RefSeq and is a predicted model, not a curated record.